AUGACAGCUUACAACCAAGGAAACCUAGGGUCCUGGAGGCCAUGGAGCUCUCUUCUUGUACUAUUUCUGACAUUCUUGUCUCUCAAGUUAUGCAAAGGGCUUCAAUCAGAAAAGGAAAUAUGGGGUAGUCCAAAAUCUACAUCAGAAUAUAGCUCCUGUCUGGAAGUGGAUUAUCCUCCAGAUUAUGAUCCUCCAGAAGAAUUCCACUCAGACUCAUGUGAUCUUGCUCAAGUUCCAGAAUUCAAUGGAAGUCUACACAUGCGCACAUCCAUUCAAAACGCACAAAUUGAUGAUGUCCUGAGAGAAGCAACAUCAGUACAAGUAGAUAGUGGAUUGAAACAGAUAGCAGCUUCAGCUCAAUACCAAUCAAGAAAAAGGAAGAACCAAAUUCACAACAUUGUGGAGUACAGUGAUGGAAACAUACUUAAGACAACAGAUAUGGAAGCUUCUUCACCCUCAAAUCUCAAUUUACAAGAAUGUAUGAAAAAGGUCUCAAGGCCAAGAAUCCAUUCACAAUCUCAUUGGAAAGUCAGCAGGAGUCCCAGGGCAAAUAACAAAUUUUUCCUGUUUCAGAAGAUUGGAACCAUCAAUGCAAAUCUCUCUCCAACACUUUGCUACAAGAUAUUUGAGUCUUUCCUUGAGAUAUACAAGGCUUUGGAGCUCAAAUGUGGAAAUAAUCCUGAAGCAAUCAAAGCUGCAAUCCAGGCAGUGAAGAAUGCAAGCUAUGGGGUUGUUAUGGUUUUUCUUGGUCUUAUAAGGGUCUUUGAGGCUGAAGGCAGCAGGAAGAACAAUCUUGAAUAUUUCUUGAAUGAUGGCUGGGAUUAUGUUGAAAAUUUCUUUCAGAACUGGAAGAAUGCAGAACUCAAAGAUUUUGCAUUGAGGGAACAUACUAAAUUUGUAUCACAAAAUGCAUCCAAUCCUUAUUUCUACCUGAGGUAUUUGAAGGGAAUUGAUAAUCCUAAGAAAGUGUCUUUCUUGCUGGUUUAUACACUUGCCUUGGAUUGGUCACAAAAGAGAGGAUCACCUGUCAUACCUGUAGAUGGAAUAUCUCAGCAUAUACAAAGACUUGUGGAUGUAUAUGAAGCUGAUUCAAACUCAAUUCAAGGUGGUCUUUAUGGAAGGAUAGGUAUCAGGAACCAUGCAUUCUGGGGAGUAGAACAGUUUUCAAGACAAUAUUGGUAUUCAUAUGGAGAUACCACCAAAUCACCACAAGAUGUCUUGUUAUUGAGUUCAAAUGCUGCACAGUUUCAUGCCCCCAUUGGCAGAGAAAUGUGCAGAGCUGUUCAUAUCUUCUUUGAAGACCUGAUCAGGGAUUUGAAUCAGAAAUACUUGACAAUGAAUGGACAUCCCCAUCUAAAAUAUGUACCACCUGAAGUGGUCCAAGAUAUGAACAUCAUAACAAAAUCUGUCAGCAUGGCAGAGUACAAAGUUACUGUUGUGGUACUCGGCAUGAUCAGGAUUCUGAACAAAGAACACUUUACUGAUUCCCAACUUGAGAGAUUGAUAAACCAUGCAUGGACCUUUCUCAAGAAGCAGUUUUCUGAAUGGAAGUUGUUAGAUUUUUGUACAAAAGAUUCUCAACACCUCUUCAACUAUGAUUCUGUGCAUCUUCAGUACGGCACCCAAGUUGAUAGUCCUGAAGCUCUUUUUCUUGGGCUUGGUGGGUUCAAAUGCAAGAAUUACUUUCCAAAGCGGUGUAUUGCUUAUUUGUUUAAUUUGUGGAGGAAUUUAGUAACUCAAAGUGUGCCCGGUUCACAGGAAUACAUAGAAACUCCAGCUGCAAUUCAAGACAUCCCUUCAGGAAGCAUAGAAAAAUGGAACUUAUUGCUUAGAAGUCAUAAUCACAUUUAUCAAUCAAUUGGCAUGAUUUCACUUCAUAAAACAGAUGGAGACACCUGA
Messenger RNA from Melampsora larici-populina 98AG31, 1899 nucleotides. RefSeq lists its product as uncharacterized. NCBI's taxonomy places the organism in Eukaryota, Fungi, Basidiomycota, Pucciniomycetes, Pucciniales, Melampsoraceae. The transcript has a single exon. Bases 1 to 1899 code for a protein of 632 amino acids. The record is from RefSeq and is a predicted model, not a curated record.